CGAUAAACCCCGAGAUUUUCACUAAUUACACUUAGGUCCCUAGAGAAGGUUAGUAAUUUACAUAUAGACCCUUUUUGGUGGAGGCGCCCGCCGCGAACUUUGCCAUAAAAGCCCUCCAAAUAGUUGUGUCUUUGCACGGACACAUCCCUCCGCCGCCGCCGCUGGCCGGAGGAGGAGGAGCCCUGAUGCCGCAGCCGCCGGCGCCGUGAGUGAGGUCGUUUGGGUUGGGUAUGGGCGGGGUGACUUCCUCGGUGGCCGCGAAGUUCGCGUUCUUCCCGCCCGACCCGCCGUCGUAUGGCGUGGCCGACGAGGAGGAGCCGCCGUUGCCGGGGGCUCCUGCUGCUCCUCCUCCGGCGGCGGCGGGCGGCGCGGAGACGUCGUCGAGGAGGGUGUCUCUGACGGGGGUCCCGUGGAGGGAAGGCGUGGAGGCGAGGCGGGUGCGGACGCGGCGGGGCACGGAGAUCGUCGCCGUGUACGUGCGGUGCCCCAGGGCGAGGCUCACCGUGCUGUACUCGCACGGCAACGCGGCCGACAUCGGGAAGAUGUACGAGCUCUUCGUCGAGUUCAGCGCCCGCCUCCAUGUAAACCUCAUGGGGUAUGAUUAUUCUGGUUAUGGACGGUCGUCAGGCAAGGCAAGCGAAGCUAAUACCUUCGCUGACAUAGAGGCUGCAUACAAAUGCCUCGUGGAGGUAUAUGGCACUAGAGAAGAAGACAUCAUUCUGUAUGGUCAGUCUGUCGGUAGUGGCCCAACUGUCGAUUUAGCUGCUCAUCUACAUCAUAUAAGAGCGGUUGUUCUGCACAGCCCCAUACUGUCUGGUCUGCGUGUCAUGUAUUCUGUGAAGAAAACAUACUGGUUUGACAUAUACAAGAACAUUGAGAAAAUACCCCUGGUUAAAUCUCCGGUUUUGGUAAUUCAUGGCACAAAUGAUGAUAUUGUAGAUUGUUCCCAUGGGAAGCAGCUAUGGGAGAUGUGCCAAAAUAAGUAUGAACCUCUAUGGAUCGAGGGAGGAGACCACUGUAACCUGGAGACCUUCCCAGUGUACAUAAGGCAUCUGAAGAAGUUCAUAUCGGCAAUCGAGAAGCUGCCUGCUGAAAAAGAAGCAUCAAUUGAGAUCGAGGAGAGGUUGUCUGAAAACGAAACACCAUCUGAUAGCUCUGCUCUCUCAGACGCUCCAUGGACGACCUCACAGAGGCUGGAGCCACCGAGGAAGAGCACAAGGCAUGAGCUGCCUCCUCGACUGAGCACCGAUCAUGUCGACAAGCGAAGGCGAAGCACGGGCCGCAGAGAGAAGCCAAGAUCGUCGUCCAUCGCAGCAGAUAAGAAAGAGAGAUCAAGGAGAAGCGUUGACACAUUUGACAGGACGAGGGAUGAAUAUGAUCAGCCGGAUAAACCAAGAAAAAGCAUCGACAGGCUUGGUGAGAUGAUCAGAUCUAUGGGGCUCUGCAAUGUUGACUGCUUCAAGGAGUCUCCUCGAAGCACUGAGCCUAGCCGAGAUCGGUGACUCAGUGAGUUGCCUUCUGGCUGUAGCUCUGCCACGUCGGAUGCCAUUGCCAACACUUGUCCGUGUGCUCUGGAUGAUGAUCAAAAUGACAAACCAUUCAUGAACAGUAAAGAGAAAUAUAGCACGUCAUUUUUUUUAAAAAAAAACUUCUGUGUCCCUCAAUUUGAUUUUCUAUUCUUGUGCAUUGCAUUAUUGUGUAUGCAUUAACCAGCCGCUCCAGAUGAAGGUCACAUGCUGCCGUACGAAUGAAUUUUGCACGGGUUGCAGAC
Messenger RNA from Oryza brachyantha (malo sina), 1771 nucleotides. RefSeq names its product alpha/beta hydrolase domain-containing protein 17B. Lineage: Eukaryota; Viridiplantae; Streptophyta; Magnoliopsida; Poales; Poaceae. The coding region runs from base 231 to 1502 and encodes 423 amino acids. The transcript has 6 exons. The record is from RefSeq and is a predicted model, not a curated record.